AUGAAUAGAGUGGACGCAAUUUUUUCGUGCUUGUGCAUCGUAAUUCUCUUUCAAACUUUGGCCCGUGCCGAAGAUGUCGCAAAGGAGUUGAACGACACUUUGAGGGUUGACGUUUCUCAGGGAAUUGCACUGUAUAUCGCGAAUGGCGAAGCGAACGUUACUCUGAGCCUGUCGUCGCUGUUCGGAAGGAACGAUGUAGAGCAACGAGAUACAGGAAGAUUCAAACUUAAGAAAGGUAUCCUAAAAAGAAUUGGAAUGACGAUGAUGAUGGCUCCUCUGAUCUGGCAGUUGGCAACGUUACCAGCUACCCUCGCCUCCCUCAAGAUCAAUCUGCUUCGAAGCAUCUUCAUAGGAAAAAUCGCAUUGGCGAUAAUGUUGUACAACGCGCUGAGGAAUUCGCAGAAAUCGGAGGUGGUACUGAUCCAUAAACCUGAAUAUCACGAUCACUAUUAUCACACUUAUCACGAACUGGAAGACGACGACAAAGGCUGGUGGGGACGACGAAUGAAACGGCACCUUUAA
Bombus huntii is the source of this 522-nucleotide messenger RNA. RefSeq lists its product as uncharacterized. The transcript is spliced from 3 exons. NCBI's taxonomy places the organism in Eukaryota, Metazoa, Arthropoda, Insecta, Hymenoptera, Apidae. Bases 1 to 522 code for a protein of 173 amino acids. The record is from RefSeq and is a predicted model, not a curated record.